AUGGCUCAGUACGGUCGUUCGGAGUACUGGGACGAGCGCUAUACCCGCGACCCUGAGCCUUUCGACUGGUACCAGCGAUGGGCAGGUUUGAAAGACGUCGUACAAGAGUAUGUGAAGCCCGAAGACAAGAUCCUGAAUGUCGGGGCUGGUAAUUCUAAGCUGAGCGAGGAGAUGUACGAGGAAGGGUAUCACAACAUCGUCAACAUUGACAUUUCUGAUGCUGUCGUGAAGCAGAUGGGAGAGCGGUAUCAGGACAAGCCUGGUAUGGUUUAUCAGCAGGCCGAUUGCAGGGCGCUGGACUUCGCUGAUGGCAUGUUUGACGUCGUUAUCGACAAGGGGACGCUUGAUUCCAUACUGUGUGGCGAGGGAUCCAGCCAAAACGCACAGAAGAUGCUAAGCGAGAUCUCUCGAGUACUAAAUCCGUCUCGAGGCGUUUACAUAUGCAUAUCACAUGGUCAGCAGAGCUAUCGUCUCACAUACCUCCAGAAACCAGACUUCCAAUGGUCUGUGAAGGUUCAUACCGUGGCCAAGCCCAUGAUGGGUAUGACUACUGCUAUUGGUGGUGAUGAGAAGGACAAUGUUCAUUAUAUAUAUGUCUGCACUAAGGUACUGCACGGACUGCUAUGA
This is a messenger RNA of Perkinsus marinus ATCC 50983, 627 nucleotides long. Its product is annotated as methylase, putative. The record is from RefSeq and is a predicted model, not a curated record. The coding region runs from base 1 to 627 and encodes 208 amino acids. NCBI's taxonomy places the organism in Eukaryota, Perkinsozoa, Perkinsida, Perkinsidae. Gene Ontology annotation, molecular function: S-adenosylmethionine-dependent methyltransferase activity. The transcript is spliced from 6 exons.